CGUUUCAAACUUGUUAAAAAUGCUAAACCUUUUACCGAAGCGCAACCCUGCUAGUUCCCUACUCUAUGGCAAAACGGGUCUGCAGCGCAUCCGUGUUGGUAAGGAACGUAAGGUAGUGGAAAUAGAUCGUAAAACAAUUGAUGAGAUGUACAAGCAUAUAAGGGACGAUGUCGAGCUCCACAAUGACUUCGUGCCCAUGAAACAUCAAAAUUAUAUGGAGUACAAGUUGGAUGGAUACCAUUUAAUCGAGGCAUAUGAGAAUCCUGACAAAUGUCAUAAAUCUCCCUUGGUUGGUGCGCGUUUUUUCGACAAGCUGCGUGAUACGUAUGCUGGAAAACUUCAGCAGACACAUGCUAAAGUGCUUAAAGAAGUAGCUACACCUUUUUUCAGUUACCCAGUCAGGGGUAAGAAUGUGUAAACAA
This is a messenger RNA of Babesia bovis T2Bo, 422 nucleotides long. RefSeq lists its product as uncharacterized. The transcript has 3 exons. The record is from RefSeq and is a predicted model, not a curated record. Lineage: Eukaryota; Apicomplexa; Aconoidasida; Piroplasmida; Babesiidae. Bases 20 to 418 code for a protein of 132 amino acids.